AAAAAAAUGUUUACUUGGGUUGAAGGAGACGUGGUUUCGCGGAGUUCGUGCCUGGAUUUGGAGGCUGGAUAUUGAGGCCACAGACUUGGGCAGUGGAGGAGGGAGGGGGAGAGAGAAUAACAGCGGCCCCCUCGGUUAGAAUUUCCUGUUGCCGCUGCCUUUUAAUGCUAAACAGAUCAGUCCUUUCCCCAAAUUCAUCCAGGGAGCUCCUGGCUCCUGUCAACUGGUUUGCUGCCAGAGAGACUGAGCUGGAGCGGGGAGACGGGGAGCAGCGCUCCGGGGAGUUGCCGAGUUGCUGGUCUGCAGCCCAAGCAUUUCCAGGAUCAGAGUGGCUGGUGAGGCUGCCAGCACUGCUUACAUCAAUGGAUGCCCCGAAGGCAGAGACCAGCCUCAUCACCAACAGCAUACAAGCUUACAUGCAUAUCACCUCAAACCCCGAGAAGGCGGCCCUGUACUUCAUCACGGGCGUGUGUUUCGGGCUGAUCCUGACGCUCUGCCUGCUGGUGAUCCGCAUCUCCUGCCACGCGCGCACCGAGACUGCCGGCCCCGCCAGCAAGAGGGCGGAGGAGGGGAGCGAGGAUGAGGAUGAGGACGAGGACGAGGAGGAGGACGAGGAGGAGGAGGCGGCGGUCAACAAUGGGGGGUCGCCCACGGCAACGGACUUGGGCCAGGUCAACAACGGGCAGGCAGGCCACGCCAGCCCGGGAGUGAACGUCUUCACGUCCGCCGAGGAGCUGGAGCGGGCACAGCUGCUGGAGGAGAGGGAGCGCAUCAUCCGCGAGAUCUGGCGCAGCGGGCAGCCCGAUGUUCUGGGCAGCGGCUGGCACCAGUUCGAGAUGGAGAUGCUGCCCAACGGAGGGCAAAGGGAGCAUCGAACCUGGAGCCCAAACUCCCAUGGGAAGUUCUAAAUACCAAGGAGGAAACAUACUGCUGGUUGAGAAACAAAAAUAAAACUAAUUAUAUUAUUUAGUUCGGGACAUAUGGAGAACACAUAACCAAAGAUGAGUAGUUGAAGCAUUUGCACCAAGAGUAUGGGAUUACCCGUAUCAAAAAACACAGUGGAAGGAAAGUAUUACUAAGUAAUUGGAUCAGGCUCAAGGAUUCUCUUGGCCUUGCAAGGAGCUGCUGCUGAGUUAUUAACGGCACUGCCAUUACUUAUAGGCAACUGAGGACCAUUCCACAGGGAGACGUGUUGAAGAAUCAAUGCAUUCUCGAAGAAAUUCCAAUCCUGUUUGAAACCUCUGACUUCAGAUGCCAACAAUCCCAAUGGGUUUCAGGGAGGAAAAUUAUCCGAUUGCUGACCAGACCUUCUCCGAUUCAUUGGGUUUAAUUCUGCCUCGGAAUGGCCAUCGAUUCGAGAGGCAAUGUUAAUCACCUUCCUUGCACCUCGUGAGUCACACCGAGACUGGGACCACAUCAAUUGUCUUCAGGCCAAUAUCUUUUGUAUAUUCAAAAACAAUAUUUUCUGUCGAGCUCUUAACAGCUUGAUGUUUUAGGCGGGAGAACUUUUGCAAUGACCUGGAUUAGUUUCCAGAGACUUAUUGUUAGGUGCUAGAAUUCUUUAAGAAUUGCACUUGAAGAAGUGAACAUGGUACUGCUUCAAUAGCUUUGCCCAUAAAUGGGACCAACGUGUUAUAUGUUGCUUACCUGUAUAGUCCAGUAUCUUACUUGGUGACAUUUCUAUAUGUGUGUUGCCAAUAUAGUCAAUGCUUUACAUGUGAUUGUGAGUUAAAUGUGACCAACUUACAAA
Messenger RNA from Amblyraja radiata (thorny skate), 1750 nucleotides. RefSeq names its product protein eva-1 homolog B. The transcript is spliced from 4 exons. The record is from RefSeq and is a predicted model, not a curated record. Lineage: Eukaryota; Metazoa; Chordata; Chondrichthyes; Rajiformes; Rajidae. Bases 165 to 908 code for a protein of 247 amino acids.